AUGGACAGCGUGCGCAUCCCCAUCCUCAACUCCAACGAGCUGGUGUCCAUCCCGGUCCACCAGCUGCCCGCCGACUGCGAAGAAGUCUUGGGCCUGCUAAAGGCGGAGGAGGUGGCGCUGUCGAUCUGGCUGGACAUCGCGAUGGCGUACCUGUCACGGGGUUUGGUGGGGCAGCACGUGCGGAUCCUGCAGGAGGCGUCGAGCAAGGAGGCGGCGGAAUUUUUCGGCGACGGAUUCAAGCACGAGAGGGUGCAG
Molecule: messenger RNA, 255 nt
Organism: Ostreobium quekettii
Lineage: Eukaryota; Viridiplantae; Chlorophyta; Ulvophyceae; Bryopsidales; Ostreobiaceae
Source: the annotation of a GenBank genome assembly